CAAAUAAUACCUAUAAAGUCCAAAUUAUUAGUCUAUGAAAUAAACAAAUGAUGCUUUUGUCAAAAUUAUAUUAACAAAUGAACUAAACAAUUAGUGACUAUUCAUAGCUCGCCGUUACUGUAGUGGUUAUUAAUUAGGUGACGUGACAAAUUUUCGGAGACACACAACUGUCAUCUGAAUUCAGAAUGUCAAUUUUCUGAAAGUUCUGUCAAAUUCAAAGUGGUAGGCGUUUUUAUUGAAAAAUAUACACUCUCCAUUCCCUUCAGUUCAUUAAUUUAUAAUUGUGAAUAAAUUAAUUCUAACAUGACCGACUCUAAAUAUUUUACAACCACAAAGAAGGGGGAAAUCUUCGAAUUGAAAUCAGAAUUAAACAAUGACAAAAAAGAGAAGAAAAAGGAAGCUGUUAAGAAGGUGAUAGCCUCUAUGACGGUUGGUAAAGAUGUCUCAGCUCUGUUUCCUGAUGUAGUAAAUUGUAUGCAAACCGAUAAUCUAGAGUUGAAGAAGUUAGUUUAUCUAUAUUUAAUGAACUAUGCCAAGUCCCAACCAGAUAUGGCAAUAAUGGCUGUUAACACUUUUGUUAAAGAUUGCGAAGAUCCUAACCCACUUAUCAGAGCACUGGCAGUAAGAACUAUGGGAUGUAUAAGAGUGGACAAGAUCACAGAAUAUUUAUGUGAACCUUUAAGAAAGUGUCUGAAAGAUGAAGAUCCUUACGUACGAAAAACUGCAGCUGUUUGUGUUGCUAAACUUUAUGAUAUUUCCUCAGGAUUAGUUGAAGAUCAAGGAUUUCUGGAACAGUUGAAAGAAUUAUUGAGUGAUUCUAAUCCAAUGGUGGUUGCUAAUGCUGUUGCAGCACUGUCUGAAAUCAAUGAAAGCAGCCCAACUGGUCAACCUCUUGUUGGUAAGAAUAGUUACACAAUAAACAAACUGCUGACAGCUCUCAACGAAUGUACUGAAUGGGGUCAAGUUUUCAUUUUGGAUUCCCUUUCCAACUAUACUCCAAGAGAUGACCGUGAGGCCCAAAGUAUUUGCGAACGUAUAACACCACGUUUGGCACAUGCAAAUGCUGCAGUUGUACUGUCAGCUGUCAAAGUUCUGAUCAAAAUGAUGGAGAUUCUAGCAGGGGAUACUGAAUUCUGCACCACUAUGAGCAAGAAGCUUGCACCACCUCUGGUUACGCUACUUAGUUCUGAACCUGAAGUCCAGUAUGUUGCAUUGAGAAAUAUAAAUUUGAUUGUGCAAAAAAAACCGGAUAUUCUGAAACAUGAAAUGAAGGUUUUCUUUGUCAAGUAUAAUGACCCUAUCUAUGUCAAACUAGAGAAGCUUGAUAUCAUGAUUCGUCUAGCCUCUCAAGUUAACAUUGCACAAGUUCUGAGCGAACUGAAAGAAUACGCAACUGAAGUGGAUGUGGACUUUGUGAGAAAAGCCGUGAGAGCCAUUGGAAGAUGUGCCAUUAAGGUAGAACCUUCCGCAGAAAGAUGUGUUGCUACACUCCUUGACUUGAUACAAACCAAAGUGAAUUAUGUCGUUCAAGAAGCUAUAGUGGUUAUCAAGGAUAUCUUCAGAAAAUAUCCUAACAAAUACGAGAGUAUCAUCAGUACUCUGUGUGAAAAUCUCGACACAUUGGAUGAACCGGAAGCAAGAGCUAGUAUGGUAUGGAUUAUUGGAGAAUAUGCGGAAAGAAUUGACAAUGCCGAUGAACUUCUGGACAGUUUUCUGGAAGGUUUUGCUGACGAGAAUGCUCAGGUGCAACUGCAACUGCUCACAGCUGUGGUGAAACUUUUUUUGAAACGUCCUCAGCAUACUCAAGGUUUAGUUCAACAUGUUCUCAGCUUAGCUACUCAAGAUUCUGAUAAUCCCGACUUGAGAGAUCGUGGUUUCAUCUAUUGGAGAUUAUUAAGUACCGACCCAGCUGCCGCUAAAGAGGUUGUACUAGCCGACAAACCUUUGAUAUCUGAAGAAACUGAUUUGUUGGAACCUACAUUACUUGAUGAACUGAUUUGUCACAUAUCAUCAUUGGCUAGCGUGUAUCAUAAACCACCCACUGCUUUUGUUGAAGGAAGAAGUGCAGGAGUCAGAAAAUCUCUUCCAGCAAGGCAAGGUUCAAAUGAAGAAGUAUCUAGUGCACCUGAAGCUACAGUCAUUCCGAAUCAGGAGAGUCUGAUUGGCGAUUUACUCUCUAUGGAUCUGGGUGCGCCUGCUCCACCAGUUUCUGCACCUGCUCCAGUCCCAACAAGCAAUGUAGAUUUGCUUGGUGGGGGAUUGGACGUUUUGUUAGGUGGACCUGAUCUCAGUGCAGGUGCUGCUCCAUCAACUACGGGAUUAUUGGGUGACAUAUUUGGUUUAACCUCUGCCCCUACCAUGUACACCCCGCCGAAGAUCUGCUGGUUGCCAGCAGAUAAAGGAAAAGGUCUUGAGAUUUUUGGAACAUUCUCAAGGAGAACCAAUCAAAUUUCUAUGGAUAUGACCUUGACUAAUAAAGCUAUGCAGGCGAUGACAGGGUUUGCCAUCCAGUUCAACAAAAACAGUUUCGGUAUAACUCCAAGUGCCCCACUCAAUGUACCUGCCUUGCAACCUGGUCAGAGUUUGGAGUACAGUCUUCCCUUGAGCACCACCGGUCCAGUUCAAAGAAUGGAGCCGCUAACUACCUUGCAAGUUGCCAUCAAGAACAGUGUUGAUGUGUUUUAUUAUGCUUGUCAAGUACCAAUUCAGGUUCUGUUCACCGAGGAUGGUACUUUGGACAAGAGAGUAUUUUUGACUACUUGGAGAGACAUUCCUUCUGCAAAUGAGGUGAGAUUUUUCAACUGAAACAUAAAUAGCCUUAACAGGACUUAUUUUAUUGAAAUG
Molecule: messenger RNA, 2844 nt
Organism: Leptinotarsa decemlineata (Colorado potato beetle)
Lineage: Eukaryota; Metazoa; Arthropoda; Insecta; Coleoptera; Chrysomelidae
Gene: AP-1-2beta
Product: Adaptor Protein complex 1/2, beta subunit
Biological process (GO): intracellular protein transport; vesicle-mediated transport
Cellular component (GO): clathrin adaptor complex; membrane coat
Molecular function (GO): clathrin binding
Source: RefSeq, a predicted model, not a curated record